This is a messenger RNA of Microthlaspi erraticum, 840 nucleotides long. The record is from the annotation of a GenBank genome assembly. NCBI's taxonomy places the organism in Eukaryota, Viridiplantae, Streptophyta, Magnoliopsida, Brassicales, Brassicaceae.
AUGACUUUGUUCCCCACCAAGUUUGAAAAUGGGAAGAUUGAGUACAAGAUAAGGUACAAGGGGAGAUCAAGGCCAUUCUCUAGAGCCAAAGCCUUGGUGACUUCAGAACAAUCCAGGGACCCAACCAAGCUAAAGGAGCUUCUGUCUCAAGUCCUCACUAUCACCCUUGAUGGUGGGACUAGCUCAACCAAUGCCUAUAAAGUUAAGUUUAGGUGUCAAGAGAGCCAGCUCGACCGACAGCUCGAUCGAGCUAGAAACAAGGGCAACUCGACCGAGGAACCCAACUUCAAGAAGCAACCAUUUAAGAUGUUGAGAGGUGAAGGAAGCAAGCCAGCAUUCACAAAGAGGGAGGUAACAAGAGGAGCAAGGAGGAUACUCAAGACACUAACCAAGGAGGAUGAGGAAGAGAUUGAGAGGGUGAGGGAAGAGAGAAGAACCAAGAGAAGGAAUGAUCCUAUCAGCAGUGAGAGCGAAGUAGGAGAGUUUGAAAUUGGGGUGAACAUCCCACAUGAGGAGGAUGAUGAGUCCCCAAGUGAAGAAGAGGGUGAGGAGGUCAAUCAAGAGAUUGAGGAGAGUGAGCAUGAGAGCAAUGAGAAUGUGCCCAUGGAAGAGGAGGAGUCAGAGGAAGAAGAGGAUGAGCUCCCCAUGUACCAAGAGCAUUAUGAUGCUCUCUUCUCCAUGGACUUUGUGGAGACCAAGUACCCACAUGAUGACACAAUGAGGGCUCUUGGGAUCUUUGUGAUGUGGAGCUGGUCCUCAAGAACAUGCGCUUGGCCAAGUUUUUCUCUUACCGCUUGGAGUCAUACAAGGAGCUCACUUGUGAGUUCUUGGCAUCAAUGA